UACAUACAUACAUACAUACAUACAUACAUACCUAUGGAGUGAACCGACAAUUAACUUUGUAUAGACAUCGUGAUCUGCCAUGGGCUGGUGGGAUAGUCUCUGGACGUCGAGCUCGAACAACGACCCGCUGCGAAAGCUCGACCCGAAGCUCCGCGAAUUCCUCGAGCGAGAAUCACCCGUGAAAUACAACACCGCGCAAGCAACGCAACCCCGCGCAAAGGAGGAGCAAGCGGCUCCGACGAUAACGGAGGUAGAAGAACAACAGAGAAAUGCACCGGUAGUUCCAAAGGAAAGCCAAUUCCAAGAUGGCAGAUAUGCGCAUCUAUGGAAGACCUACAGGCCGUUAGCCGAGAUCGAGGCCGAGACCAAGAGCGAUCACGAGAAGCUAAUGGACGUGUUGGAGGGGUACAAGGAGCGCAAGAGCCAGAUUGGCAAGGCGGCGCUGGAGAACUGCGCACUCGAACAGGUCGAUUGGAGGCAGUGCAUGUCGAAUCCGACAAUGACGGAGCGUAUGACUAUGUGCCGCGAUCAGAUCAGGAAGUUUGAGAAGUGCUACAUGACGCAGACUAGACUACUAAAAGCCUUGGGUUACCUAUCGACUCUCGACCGCUCCCCCGAAGCCGAAGAAGAGAUCCAAAUGCACGCCGACACGCUAUACCACCGCAUGCUGUCGCAAGAGGCCGAGAUCACUGCGGCGAGGGAGGAGGGCCGUCCAAUUCCUCGGUUCCCCCCAAUAAUACCGAGACCAGAACAGCAGCAGCAACAGCCCGUAGAAGAGCUGACACAAGAACAGCAGGAGACUCUAAGGACGCGGUUAAAGAAGGUGGCCGAGGAAGACCGAGCCGCAGAAGAAGAGGCCGUCAGGGCGGAAUUCCGCGUCAAGGCCGAAGUCGCAUCGCGGGUGCAGGGCUUGUGGAAGCAGCAGGAGCAAGAAAGACAAGCGCGAAAGGCGAGGGGCGAGGAGACGCUGUGGGAUAAAGUCACUGGAACUUUCCGUAGCGAUAACGGGAAAUGAUAUACCUUAUUAUUCUAAGUCUAUACGUAUGCUACGGUAUGAAGUUCACGACGCAUUCAAGGGAUAACACGUAUUAUGUAGCUCUCGCCUCUAGCCUAAGGGGGUGCGAUUGUAUUAUACCUGUAUUGACAACUCACGUCUCUACUUGUAGAAUAAACCGGGAUGAAGCAAUUCCAAAGAAAAAAGUAGAGUAAUUUAGGUUGAUAUAUGUAUAGGAAGGUGAUGGGCUGGGUUAAUAAUAAGUCGGUGCGAACAAAAAAAAGAAAAGAAAAGAAAAGAAAAGCAACUUAGAAAACUUGUUUCUAACUAUAUAGAAUAGCAUAGUUGAUUCCAAUGCGUAGAAAAGUAAGG
This is a messenger RNA of Daldinia decipiens, 1366 nucleotides long. RefSeq lists its product as uncharacterized. NCBI's taxonomy places the organism in Eukaryota, Fungi, Ascomycota, Sordariomycetes, Xylariales, Hypoxylaceae. The record is from RefSeq and is a predicted model, not a curated record. The transcript has 2 exons. The coding region runs from base 80 to 1015 and encodes 311 amino acids.